This is a messenger RNA of Salpingoeca rosetta, 1596 nucleotides long. RefSeq lists its product as uncharacterized. Bases 1 to 1596 code for a protein of 531 amino acids. Gene Ontology annotation, molecular function: glycosyltransferase activity. NCBI's taxonomy places the organism in Eukaryota, Choanoflagellata, Craspedida, Salpingoecidae. The record is from RefSeq and is a predicted model, not a curated record. The transcript is spliced from 16 exons.
AUGCCAGACUUGCGUAUUGGAACGAGGGCCGCUAUCAUAUCCUGUUUUGAGUACAGUGACGCACCAUGUCUCCCCUGGGAUGCAGAACACGGCAUUCUUGCAAAAGUUGGCCUAAGCGAAUUCCACCACCGUGACGGCCUCGAUGUGUCCAUGCCACUCUUCUCCAUGGUGACAUUCAUUCAUUCAAACCGGAGCAGCGACGCUUUCCGCCCGCACAAACAGGAAAUACCUCGUCACCUUCAGACACCAACCAAGUCUGCUCGCUCUGAUGCCAUGCGCAACCACCUCCCCAAGCUUCACAACCGCAGGGACAUUGUGUUGGUGUGCGCGUGCCGGUGGUUUGGCGAAGCGCGAAUGGGCCGAGAGGGGAAGGUUGGAUAUGACCCCUCGUGUAAGCAGGCAGAAGAAGAGUUCAACAAGUACACGUGCACGGAUCUGGCGCUGAAGACCAAGUUUGGGCUCAUCAUCAUGGCUGCGGGUGCCAUACCCGUCAUUGUCGUCGAUCACUACGUGCUGCCCUACCAGGACCUGCUGGACUGGGAGACGUUCAGCACUCGCAUUCCCCGAGCACAGGCUCCUCGAGGUGUGCUUCCGAUAAUCCUGCGGUCGAUCCCUGAUGAGGUGGUGGAGAUGAUGCAUAGACGCGUUGCGUUUGUGUUUGAGGAGUUCUUCAAGCCAACACUGGAGUCUGCCAGGAUCAACCUGUUCAGCGGCGACAACGCGUGGCAGGUGGCCCUUGAGCCAGCAGCUGUCACCCCUAACCACCACUGCUCUGGCGGGAUGAACAGACGGGCGCUGCCAUGUGAUGACCAUCCAGCCACGCUUGUGCGAUUGCGGAAGCAGCAACACCAACUCACACCGCAAAGCAAGCAAGCGAUGAACAACGUGACCAUCGCCCACGGGAGCUGGCUGCCUGCUGCUGGUAACAGGUGGCGACAGCACAAGUUGCAUUUUCGGUUGGCAGCAGCAGCAGAGGCGAUGCACACUUAUAGGCAGGAUGAGGGAAAUGUCGAGGAUACUUCCCACGCGUGCCAGGUGCACUCGCCUCACACAUGGUAUGUGGGGGGGCGACUGCCUGAGGAUCGUUGGAGGAUGAUGGGCGGUGCACACAUGAUGGGUUGGGAGCAGCAGCUGUGGACACACACGUCCAUGGUCAUGGGGGGCACAUCCAACCACAGCGACGCAGUCAUGCGCAGCUCCGCUCUCACCACCGCCAUCACCGCCAUUGCCAUCGACCGCACAGCCGCCAUCACACUCCGGCCGACACCAGCCCCAAUCUGGCGUGAGGCAGACCUUGCACAUGUCACUCGCUCUCAUCAAGAGGUGAGCAAUGUCGUUGAGGAGGCGCAUGAAGCGGUGGAACCAACGACGAUGACGAUGACGAGUGAUGCAGGUGAGAGGCCGACUGAGAUGUGUCAACAGCUGAUGGCUGGCUGCAUUUUGGAUGAAUUGGCCCUCUGCCUCUCGUCCAUCUCCUGCUCCUCCUCGUCGUCAUUGGUCACCAACAGCAGCGACUGCGACCAUGGAUGUGGAGGGUGUGAUGUGCGUCGAUGUGCCGUUGCCUCGGGUGACGAUGACGAUGGUGGUGGUGAGUGA